Molecule: messenger RNA, 3041 nt
Organism: Magallana angulata
Lineage: Eukaryota; Metazoa; Mollusca; Bivalvia; Ostreida; Ostreidae
Product: protein toll-like
Exons: 1
Coding region: 400-2478 (692 amino acids)
Cellular component (GO): plasma membrane
Molecular function (GO): protein binding
Source: RefSeq, a predicted model, not a curated record
UCUAUCGUAUGAUAUAUCAUUCAUGAAUUCAAUUAGAGUCGCCAAUCAGACCAAUAAGACAGACAGAUUUCAAGUGAGUUUCAACGGCCUGUAUUUACUAAAUAUGUACAUAAUUAUUCUUACAGGAAGCUACGGAAAGAUUUUACCACUCGACUAGAUCUGCGAUCUCUGAUAGGCCAAAAUGGACGCGUGCCAAAGGAUAAAACAUUCUUAAUCAGAAUUUGUUACAAAGUUUGGACAGCCAACACAAGGCGAAAGACUUAGCAACACAUGCUUGUUUAAAUUGAAUGUAAAUCAUACAAACGUGGAAUAUUCAUUUGUGACUGACUAGAGCAUCUCCUGUAUAUCAACAGCGAACAAAUAUUAGAAUAAGCAGUGUUUGAUAAAACAUUAUCCAAAAUGCUUCGAAAUUUCAACGUUAUUUGGUGCUUCUGCUUUAUUGCUGUGAAACUUUCGACAGCAAACAUUGUUACUCAAUGUGGAAUACCGAAGUGUCUUUACAGACAAGUUAAGUCUACAUCAUUCAGUGUUAUGGAAGUGAACAAUCAGCCACUGAAGACAAACAUUGUAGGAAUUUCUUUGAUGCCUCCAUCAUCAGAUGAGUGCUAUCUGAACGCAGCUGAUGUGUUAGAUAGUUACCAUUUUAACGGAAACAGGGCAGUUGCUGUCUUGAUCAUGCGAUGUGCUGCAAACUACACUAUUCAUUUUAAUCCAGACGCCAGACCAACUAUACCAAAUGCGGUUUUUCAUGUGCAAGUAGAAAACUGUCUUUUGACAACAGAUAGCUUGAACACACUUAGUAACCGCGCCAGUUUUAACCACGUGUCUUUCAUCAAUACAUAUCCACUUCAAAAGUAUUCUUAUUGUGAUGGUUCAAAAUUGCUAAAUUCUAACUGCAGAUAUCUCAAGUCCGCCAACGCCAUAGGGAUUAUUUUGCCUGAAAAACAUAAUGCAGUCAAUUUUUCUGAAAUGUUUCAAUGUAAUGAAACAUUUCCAAAUGUUAAAGAGUUGCAAUUUAGACGUUUUGACUUAAAUCAACAUCUUUCUCAUCUUAAGUAUAAGUUUCCAAACCUACAAGAUCUACAAAUAUCCGAUUCCUUUUUGAAGACUUCGCCUAAUUUUCCAUGGAAUAAUAAACGAAUGUACUUUGAAAACAACAAGUCGCUAUCUGAAACUGGUUUGUACGAUUCUGCUACAAGAUACAAUGUCAUCAUACAGCCAAACAUGCGAAAGCGGGUUCUUAAUUUAAAUUCAAACGAUAUAGAAACGCUUGUAGGAUUCAGAUUUGAGGGAUACUUGGACAUGUUGAAACUAUCAGGGAAUGGUCUGUCCUCCUUCAGUUCAUUCACGUUUUCUGGUUUGCUAGGUCUCCAGCAUCUUGACCUGAGUGUGAAUUACCUUUCAAAACUUCCCACUGAUGGGUUCCGUGGUUUAACCGCCCUCCGACACAUGAAUUUACACGCGAAUCUCUUGUCUGUGGUUUCUGAUGACAUGUUUUAUUAUAAUACGGAACUCGUUUACCUUGACCUCUCCAACAACAGCAUAUCAAUGAUUGGACCCCACGCCUUCUCAAGACUUCACCACCUUCAAGAACUUAGACUGGAGUAUAACAACAUAGUAACUCUCAGUUAUUCUAUGUUUCCAGCUUUCUCGGUUUCUUUCAGGUCCUUGAUUUUGGACGGUAACCCACUGAGCAAAUUUCCGGAUGCUGUUCUGUAUUUCAAAACGCUGCAAGAAGUUAGUUUAAGAUAUACCAGCAUUGAUUUUCAAAAUUUUACACAGAUGCUUCUGGAUUUGAAUUUCUCUUUGCUUGCUGAAGGUAACGCACAAAGCUCGACCACAACAGAGACCGACCUGCUCAAAUCGUCUCCAAGGAGGCUGAAAAGGAUCGAUUUAACAGGAAGCAAAAUUAACAACCUCCAUCUAAAAUAUUUCGGAACUAGUCUUUCAACACGGUUAAAUGCUCGGAUGAAAAAGCUUAAGCUACUGAUUUUGCUAAAAUAUUUCCAAUUCAUUUUGACCGACAAUCCCAUUCAUUGUGACUGUCGAAUCAACCAUUUCACUAGAUUUGUUAAAAGAAUGCUUGCUGAUGGCCUUCUGAGGGGAAACGAGUAUUUCUUCAAUGACUGGAAAUGUUCAUCUCCGGCUGAAUUCCGAUACAAGCCAGUUUUCCAGGUGCCCGAGUCGGAUACGUAUUGUAAAAUAGACAUUCCAAAAUGCCCAGCUACCUGUUCCUGCUAUGAAAGGUCUGUCAGUGGAAUAACGAUCGUAGACUGUCGGAAUCGCGGACUUACAGACUUUCCGGAACAGCUACCAGAUGGAAUUCUGGAUCUUUGGUUUCAAAACAAUAACAUUACAAACGUCACACGCACUUCCUAUCUAUCAAGAACAAGACAACUUUUAUUAAGUGGGAACAAACAUUUGAAAGUGAGCCCCGAGGUUAUCAGAGGGUUCGACAUUCUUAAAUUGGCGACAUGAUAAGUAUUGCACAACAUCAUAUUUUUAUAUGUAUUAUUUUCGAAAAAAAAAAUACACACGGGUAUGACACUGAUUGUUGUUCUAUAUACUGAUGAUGUUUAUUUAUUUGAAUCUUCAGGAAGCUAAUGAUCCUAGUUCUGUAUCUAAUGACCAGCUGCAUGCAUAUGUAGAAGAAUAAGUUUAUAUAUGUGCAAGUCACAUAUAUUUCUAUACUCAGGGCAAAAUGUAAUUGAACUUGGGCAUUUCUAUGCGUCUUUUUUUUUUUGCUAUUAAUAUGUGAUUUUUAUAUCCAUGAUUUUAUGUUAUUUAUAUUGUCAAGUAUAUAAUGCAUGUUUUUUUUCGUUUCUAUGUAAUAAAAAUUAUUUUAUUGAAUUAUUUGAAUUUUUCAUUUGUGUCCAACUACGGUGAAAUUUUAAUUAAUUAGUUCAAACAAAUAAUUUACUUUUCGUAGUCCAAAGCUAUUUUGCUACAAUCAAUAAAAGAUAUUUGUUAUCAUUAAAGCAUCUAUUCUCUGUCCCAGGUUUUUCUUUUUUUUUCAUAAUUUGACAAUUUAAAAAUAAUUC